AUGCGGAUGCCCCUGAGUGGGCUGCUCUUGUGGUGGUGGUGCUGCUGUGCCUGGUACCCCUGUGGAUUGCGCGCUCCAGCUCCCCAGAUGUUGCGCCACCAGGGUCUCCUCAAGUGCCGCUGCCGCAUGCUCUUCAAUGACCUGAAGGUUUUCCUCCUGCGGCGCCCCCCUCCAGCGCCCCUGCCCAUGCACGGCGAACCCCAGCCCCCCGGCUUGGCAGCCAACAACAACACCCUUCCGGCUCUGGGUGCCGGGGGGUGGGCAGGCUGGAGGGGCCCUCGAGAAGGAGUGGGCAGGGAGACCCCGCCCCUGCCACCUCCGCCACCUUUGCCACCUUCUGUGGAAGAUGACUGGGGUGGCCCAGCCACAGAGCCCCCUGCCUCGCUGCUCAGCAGUGCCUCCUCGGAUGACUUCUGUAAGGGGAAGGCUGAGGAUCGCUACUCCCUGGGCAGCAGCCUGGACAGUGGCAUGAGGACCCCGCUCUGCCGCAUCUGCUUCCAGGGCCCGGAACAGGGGGAGCUGCUGAGCCCGUGCCGCUGCGAUGGCUCGGUCAAGUGCACGCACCAGCCUUGCCUCAUCAAGUGGAUCAGCGAGCGGGGCUGCUGGAGCUGCGAGCUGUGCUACUACAAGUACCACGUCAUCGCCAUCAGCACAAAGAACCCUCUGCAGUGGCAGGCCAUCUCCCUGACAGUCAUUGAGAAGGUGCAGAUUGCAGCUGCCAUCCUGGGUUCCCUCUUCCUCAUCGCCAGUAUCUCUUGGCUCAUCUGGUCGACCUUCAGCCCCUCAGCAAAAUGGCAGCGCCAAGACCUCCUCUUCCAGAUCUGCUACGGGAUGUAUGGAUUCAUGGACGUGGUAUGCAUAGGCCUCAUCAUCCACGAGGGGCCCUCUGUGUACCGCAUCUUUAAACGGUGGCAGGCUGUCAACCAGCAGUGGAAAGUGCUGAACUAUGACAAGACGAAAGACCUGGAGGAUCAAAAGGCAGGAGGCAGGACCAACCCCCGGACCUCCUCGUCCACCCAGGCCAACGCCCCCUCCUCAGAAGCGGAGGCUGUGGGCACCCCUGCCCCUGAGGAAGGCCCUGCCCGGGCGGCUGGCCACCCCUCAGGCCCUCUGUCCGAUCACCACUGUGCUUACACCAUCCUGCACAUCUUGAGUCACUUAAGACCUCAUGAACAGCGGACCCCCCAGGGCGGCAGCCGAGAGCUGGUCAUGAGGGUCACGACGGUGUGA
Molecule: messenger RNA, 1230 nt
Organism: Hippopotamus amphibius kiboko
Lineage: Eukaryota; Metazoa; Chordata; Mammalia; Artiodactyla; Hippopotamidae
Gene: MARCHF4
Product: membrane associated ring-CH-type finger 4
Exons: 4
Coding region: 1-1230 (409 amino acids)
Biological process (GO): protein ubiquitination
Molecular function (GO): zinc ion binding; ubiquitin-protein transferase activity
Source: RefSeq, a predicted model, not a curated record